Dovyalis caffra is the source of this 1233-nucleotide messenger RNA. The record is from the annotation of a GenBank genome assembly. NCBI's taxonomy places the organism in Eukaryota, Viridiplantae, Streptophyta, Magnoliopsida, Malpighiales, Salicaceae.
AUGGCUGGUGAUUCUGAGAAGGCCAGCAGAAGUAGAGACCAAUCUCUUGUGUCAUUCUUCAACAAAAGAACAAGGAUAGAUAACCCAUCGUCAUCUUCUUCUCCUUCUUCAUCAGAGUCAUCCAAAUUCUGUCUGAAUGAUCUGAAAGAUCUAUUGAUUGAAGUUUUUCAAAGGCUACCUACCACCAAAUCUGCCAUUCUGUGCAAAUGUGUCUGCAAGAAUUGGUACUCCUUGAUUUCUACUCCCUUUUUUGCUUGUCGCUUUAUAACCCACAAUUUCAAUCGUCAGUACAAGCAAAACCCAUCUGCACUUAUCAUCAAUUUUCUUGAUCUCACGGGUAAUGGAGUACUCGCAUUUUCUGAUGAACCCAUUUUCAAAUUUAGUGGAUUUGGGCUCAACUAUCUCCCUGAGAGAAAGGGGUUGGUUAAGGUUUCAGCUAUUUUCAAUGACUUGAUGUUGUGCUCGGUAGAUGAUUUUGGAGUUGGAAAAAUACGAUAUUAUAUAUGUAAUCCAUUUACAAUGCAAUGGGUUUCCUCCCUAUGCAUGAAUAUGGAAGAGGCAUGGAACAUCAAAACCAUGUGGGAUUUGUUUGUGAGCCUUAUUAUUUUGAAGAUAGCCAAGGAAAAUGUACCAUCAAUUGCAGAUAUCGUUCUUGAAGGUUCAGGAUAUGAAUGGUUGACUAAUGUUGUUGAAUACAAUAGGAAGUUGCUUUGGUACAAUGGCAAGCAAUUUUUUGCUUAUGAUCCCUUCAAUCCAGAGCUAUCCACUUUUAUUGAUUGCUCUUAUAUCCAAUCCACAAAGAUUUUGUAUACUGGUGAUUAUCGCAUUGGGGUGUGUCAGGGCUUUCUGCAUUUGAUGGAAUUCGUAGAUUUGGGCAAUAGUCGAACUUUGAUUAUCUGGAAACUCAGGGAUUAUGAUAAGUGGGAAUGGAGCUUGGAAGACCAUUUUGAUCUUGACGCAAUGAUUCCUGGAAGUCCCUUGGUCCAGGCAAUUUUAGGUGAUAGCGAGCACAUGUUAGGACCGCUGGCUUUCCACCCAUGUGAUGGGGAUAUUGUGUAUUUGCACUUUGAAAAUUUUGUCAUCUCAUGCAACAGGCGGACAAAAGAGUUGAGAAUGGCGGGUACAAUUCCAGGUGACAGCUACUUUUAUAGUCUUGGAAAGGUCUUCCAUAUUGAACUCCCAUUGUGGCCUACUCCAAUUGCCUCGCCGAUUGAAAUCCUUCCGUUUUAUUGA